GGACACUCUCAGGGAAAACAAGAGAGAGAGAAAGCAGUUUUCUGAACCAGCUGAUUCACCGGAGUUCCCUCUCUACCAGCUGUUUCUCUGCUCAUCCCUCUCACCCGACCUCUCUCUCUCCCUCUGUCUCUCUCUCUCUUUCUCUCCCUCUCCCCCCCCCCCCCCCUGUGUCCAUUUGCUCAGGGCUGCUGUGGGUGGGUGGGCUGUUUAAGCAGGUGGUUCUUGUGCGCUGGGUUUCCAUCAUGGCCUCGGAGACGGGGGCCCACCCCAGGGUGGUGUUCCAGACCCCACGGAAGGAGGAAGGCGAGGAGCCCCCCGGGCGACGUCUGGGCAAGCUGACGGUCAAGUACGACCGCAAGGACCUGCAGCGGCGCCUCGACAUUGAGGAGUGGAUUGAGGGCCAGCUACACCUGCUGUUCGACUGUGAGGAGGAUGAUAUCCCUGAAUUGGAAAUUGACAUUGAUGAGCUCUUGGAUUUGUCACAUGAGGAACAGAAGUCAAAACUACGGACACUCCUACAUGAAUGUGACAAGCCAAAAGAGGACUUCAUCAAUGGCUUACUGUACCGUAUCAAGGGACUUCGUAAGAUGUCUGGCACCAUGAAGAAAUGAAUCUUAGCUGAGAGAAGAGCCAUGAAGCAGAGAAAAUUCACAUCUUCUGCUCUGAUAGGACCCGGGGAGACCCAGACCCCAGAAUCCUAAAAGUAGAUUCUGUUAAUUACCAGUAGCCAAGACUUUGGAAGGCAACAGCCCAUCCGCAUCAAGGGGGCUGUUCUGUUAAGUGUAGCACCUCCUGACUGGGUUACUCUACAUUCAGUUUCUCGGUUGUAUGCAUGUUGUACCUUGCAACCGUUGUACACUGCAGGCACAAAUCUGAAUCUUGAUGAUGACUUGACGGAAAGCACACAAAGCAGCUAUUACAGUGAAACUGUGCAGAUGUUGUGUGAAACAAAUAGCAAUGUUUUCUUAGUCUUCAACAACUAUGUCAACAAGUUCAUGCAAGUGGGCCAACCAAUGGUUUCUGCAAAAUAGACUAGAUUAACUGACUAAAAUAACAAUAGCCUAUUUGAAAUUUGAAAUAAUGAAAUUCUUAUUUUGCUCUUAUUCAGUGUCCUUGUAAAUUGUGGCAAACAUAUUUAAGUCUUGAAGACAUAUGUGAGAUGAAUAAUAAACUGGUAAAUUACAUUUAAAUACACUGGUUAGUUCUCAACUUGGCCAUUCCAAACUUGGCCAGUCUGUACCAUACAUGUUCAAAUUCUCUGUAAACCAACACCAAACAACUGUUAAAAUAAUCACAACUCACCAGUACAAGUGUAUAUAAACUGGUGGAACUAUUUAAUCUCUCAUGUUUGGUGUUAAUUGGCAUACACCCUAAAGACAUGGUGCACUUAUCUUUCAGGGUUACAGAAAAACAUACUCUACAAAGUGCUGUGUUCUCUGAGGACAGCUUUACUAGGUCUUGCCAAAUGGCUACUUCUCUACAUUUAUAUAACGUAGAAUAAGUCAAUGGUAUGACUGUAGUCAUAAAAGAAAGCAAACUCCUUCUCUUGUGGACUUUAGUGUGUCUCAUUAACAAAACAGUAAAUAAAAUAUCCUGUAUACAGUAGUAAUGGAACAAUAAAUGCAAUAUUGUGCUGUUGUGUUUUUUUUCUUUGAAGAAUGUAUUGUGAUUAUUGUGAUUACUGACUGGUUCAAGUAAUAUGUGUUGUCCCAUGGCCUAUUUGUAUAUGUGAAAACUAUUCUCACUAGUUUGAACACCUUUUCUCCCUCUGAGUUUUUUUUAUUUAAAGAAACAUCUUGUCUUUUUUUGCUGACACAAGCAUCAAAUGUAUUAAAGUAAAAGGUGAACUGUGA
Molecule: messenger RNA, 1853 nt
Organism: Alosa sapidissima (American shad)
Lineage: Eukaryota; Metazoa; Chordata; Actinopteri; Clupeiformes; Clupeidae
Product: protein phosphatase 1 regulatory subunit 14B-like
Exons: 4
Coding region: 243-611 (122 amino acids)
Biological process (GO): regulation of phosphorylation
Cellular component (GO): cytoplasm
Molecular function (GO): protein serine/threonine phosphatase inhibitor activity
Source: RefSeq, a predicted model, not a curated record